This is a messenger RNA of Arabis nemorensis, 519 nucleotides long. The record is from the annotation of a GenBank genome assembly. Lineage: Eukaryota; Viridiplantae; Streptophyta; Magnoliopsida; Brassicales; Brassicaceae.
AUGAUUAUGCAUCUCUCUCUCCUCGCCGCGACGGCGGCGAUGUUAAUGGCUGUUGCAACUGCGCAGAUCGGAGGUCAAGUCUUGCAGGUGGAGUUAUGGUGCGUAGCGAAGAACAACGCUGAAGAUUCGUCGCUACAGACGGCGAUGGACUGGGCUUGUGGGCAAGGCGGCGCCGAUUGUGGUCCGAUCCAGCAAGGUGGACCUUGCAACGACCCGACGGAUAUCCAGAAGAUGGCGUCGUGUGUUUUCAAUAAUUACUACUUGAAGAAUGGUCUCGCCGAUGAAGCUUGCAAUUUCAACAACAAUGCUGCUCUUACUUCCAUUAAUCCCAGUCAAGGAACUUGCAAAUUCCCUUCGAGUAAGAGACUGAGCAAUGGUCGAGUCGCGGAUGACACUUCAAUGGGUGCAGGACAAGCAUAUACGAGCCGCGGAAGACGGAUUUCCAGCAAUUGGAUCUUGUUCUUCAUUGGUUUUGUCAGCUUAUUGACGAUGAUGACACGGAUACUUCAUAAUCUUUAG